This is a messenger RNA of Lutra lutra (Eurasian river otter), 2412 nucleotides long. It is a transcript of the gene KRT35, whose product is annotated as keratin 35. Gene Ontology annotation, molecular function: structural molecule activity. The record is from RefSeq and is a predicted model, not a curated record. NCBI's taxonomy places the organism in Eukaryota, Metazoa, Chordata, Mammalia, Carnivora, Mustelidae. The transcript is spliced from 8 exons. The coding region runs from base 699 to 2066 and encodes 455 amino acids.
UCCUGACAAGAAGGUAAAACCUAUCCCUAGAAGAGCCAACAGGACCCCAAACUGCAGGGCCACCUAGAAGGCAAGUUACACGGGGCUCCUCCUGAUGAGGCUCCAUCCGUUGCAGCUCCACCUGCCCUCUGGCUCAGCUCUUGGCCCCUCUCCCAGGCCUCGCUCCCUUGGCACAUUGGGUUUUCUGGAAAAAGAAUCCACCCUUGUCAAGCCUUCUGGACAUCAGCCCAGACAACUCCUGUAGCAGAGCUGAAACUCUGAAGUUCAGACUGUGUCUCCUGAGGGGGUCUGUGAUCAUAUCCCAACAUUCCGCCUCAGCCCCCAGGCAGCCGCAAGAAAGGCUGCCCUACUUCUCAGCCAGGACCUGGGGAGACAUAGCUUCCUACGUAGGGCCCCUUUGAAGAACUGAGGAUACUUGGUCUUUUCGGCAACACGGGGCGGAGGAGAUGUCUCGACGUGGCCGUCAGUUCAACGGGACUCCCACUUUACGAGGCCGGGAAAUGUUCAUGGGAAGCUAACUAACAGGGUAAUGAGGGGUUCUUAUAGAAAAUGGUAUUAACUUUAAUGAGGAGAAAACCCUUUGUAAAGGCCAACGCCCACUGGAGCAGAGGUAUAAACCUGGGGUGAAGAGCGGCUUCUCUGCACUGGGGGGCAUCCGGCCUCGAAGACCUCUCACUUGAGUCUGGGCUGCUGAGGCCAUGGCUUCCAAGUGCCUCAAGGCCAGCUUCUCUUCAGGGUCUCUCAGGGGCCUGGGGGGAGCUGGCGGCGGCUCUGCUCGCGUGUCUGCAAUGUACUCCAGCAGCUCUUACAAGCUCCCCAGCCUCUCCCGCGGGGCCCGGAGUUUCUCAGCAUGCUCCGUCGGGCUGGGUAGGAGCCCCAGCAGGGCAGCUGGCUGCUUGUCUGCUCUCUGCCUCCCGGCCGGAGGCUUUACUACCAGCUACAACCUGGGUGGGGGCUGGUUUGGGGAUGGCAUCCUCACCGGCAGCGAGAAGGAGACCAUGCAGUCCCUGAAUGACCGGCUGGCCAGCUACCUGGAGAAGGUGCGCCAGCUGGAACGGGAGAACGCCAGCCUGGAGGGCCGCAUCCGGGAGUGGUGUGAGCAGCAGGUGCCCUACCUGAGCCCUGACUACCAGUCCUACUUCCGGACCAUCGAGGAGCUCCAGAAGAAGACCCUGUGCACCAAAGCAGAGAACGCCAGGCUGGUGGUGCAGAUCGACAAUGCCAAGCUGGCCGCAGACGACUUCAGAACCAAGUACGAGACGGAGCUGUCCAUGCGGCAGCUGGUGGAAUCAGACAUGAACGGCCUGCGCCGGAUCCUAGAUGAUCUGACCCUGUGCAAGUCUGACCUGGAGGCCCAGGUAGAGUCCCUGAAGGAGGAGCUGCUGUGCCUCAAGAAGAACCACGAGGAGGAGGUGAACUCGCUGCGCUGCCAGCUUGGUGACCGGCUCAAUGUUGAGGUGGACGCUGCCCCACCUGUUGACCUUAACCGUGUUCUGGAUGAGAUGAGGUGCCAGUAUGAGACCCUGGUGGAGAAUAACCGCCGGGAUGCCGAAGAAUGGUUCAAUACUCAGACCGAGGAGCUGAACCAGCAGGUGGUGUCCAGCUCCGAGCAGCUGCAGUCCUGCCAGGCGGAGAUCAUCGAGCUGAGACGUUCUGUCAACGCCCUGGAGAUCGAGCUGCAGGCCCAGCAGAGCAUGAGAGAUGCUCUGGAAUCCACCCUGGCAGAGACCGAGGCCCGCUAUAGCUCCCAGCUGGCCCAGAUGCAGUGUCUGAUCAGCAACGUGGAGGCCCAGCUUGCCGAGAUCAGGAGUGACCUGGAGCGCCAGAACCAGGAGUACCAGGUGCUUCUGGAUGUGCGGGCCCGGCUGGAGUGUGAGAUCAACACGUACCGGGGCCUCCUGGAGAGCGAGGAGGGCAAGCUGCCCUGUAACCCGUGUGCCCCUGACCACACACCUGCCAAGUCGUGCCUCCCCUGCCUUCCCGCUGUCUCCUGCGGACCUGGGGCGGUCCGCACCACCUGCAGCCCCCGCAGCAUCUGUGUGCCCUGCCCGGGGGGCCGGUUCUGAGAGGAACUGGCCUAGAAAGCCGAGGCCAUUGUCUCCAGGGGCUGAACUUGGCCUUUGCUCAACCCUGACCCUAAAGACUAAUCCCCUCUCUCUGUGCAGAGCCCCGGGCACCAGGGCCUGGCUCCGGGAGGGCUCAUUGCAAAUAUAUCCCUCCAAGUCUCUCCAAGCCUGUCGCUAAGGCUGGCUGUCCCUGGAAGCCUCAAUUUCCUCAUCAUUUCAGUGGGUGCCAGCCAGGCUCUCUGUUCUGAGGCUGCCUCCUGGGUUAGGUUUCCUUCUGCGUGUUGCUAUUGUGGGUUCUGAAAUAUACUAGAGGGCCUCUGUGGGUAGAACAAUAAAGUGUAUUGGC